This is a messenger RNA of Erigeron canadensis, 1443 nucleotides long. Its product is annotated as serine carboxypeptidase 1-like. Gene Ontology annotation, biological process: proteolysis. The transcript is spliced from 8 exons. Gene Ontology annotation, molecular function: serine-type carboxypeptidase activity. NCBI's taxonomy places the organism in Eukaryota, Viridiplantae, Streptophyta, Magnoliopsida, Asterales, Asteraceae. The coding region runs from base 1 to 1443 and encodes 480 amino acids. The record is from RefSeq and is a predicted model, not a curated record. Gene Ontology annotation, cellular component: vacuole.
AUGAAGAUAUCAUUUCUUUUUUCUGUUUAUUUUAGUCUGCUGGUUUUUGUUUCUUGCUACGGUAGCAAUGGAUACGACCCUCUGGAGACCGCAUUAAAGAUUCAACGUGCUAAAAGAUCAGUACAAGGUAAUGUGAUGACAAAUGAAGUCAAAGCUGACAACAGAUUCUCAUCGGUUUACGUGGGCCCACAAGAUGGGUUGAAGGAUGUUGAUAAGAUUACAGCGUUGCCAGGUCAGCCAGUUGGAACGGACUUUGAUCAGUACUCAGGGUAUGUAACUGUUGACCCGAACCAUGGGAGAGCCCUGUUCUACUAUCUUGCAGAGUCCCCAGUCAACUCUUCUACUAACCCUCUUGUCCUUUGGCUCAAUGGAGGGCCGGGUUGCUCUUCCUUUGGAGAUGGGGCCAUGAUGGAACUUGGACCAUUCCGAGUCAAUGCUGAUAGUGUGACAUUGUCACAUAACAAAUAUGCAUGGAACAAUGUCGCGAAUGUACUCUUCUUGGAAUCCCCAGCUGGAGUUGGUUUUUCUUACUCAAACACGUCUUCAGAUUACAUAACUGGCGACAAGGAAACAGCAAGAGAUUCAUAUACAUUUUUAAUCAAUUGGUUAGAAAGGUUCCCAGAAUACAAAACUAGAGACUUUUAUAUCACAGGAGAAAGUUAUGCAGGACAUUAUGUGCCUCAACUCGCACAAAAAAUCCUUCAAAACAACAAGGUCACUAACCAGACUGUCAUUAAUCUCAAAGGAAUUGCUAUAGGAAAUGCCUAUGUGGAUGAGGAGACAGAAAACACGGGAAUGUUUGACUAUUUUUGGACGCAUGCUAUAAUUUCUGAUGAAAUCCACAACGGAAUCAUCUCCAACUGCAAUUUUUCUGAAGGUGCAACCAUAACAGACACAUGUGACGACUAUAUGGGCCAGGCAUUCGCCGCUAAAAGCAACAUCUUCCCCUAUGACAUAUUUGCUCCUUUAUGCUCACCAUUCAGCAAUAGCACUCCCUCCAUAUCAGAAUUUGAUCCAUGCAGUAAGAGUUAUGUCCUAGGAUACUUGAACACUCCUGUUGUGCAACAGUCUCUUCAUGCAAAACCGGUUCAAUGGGAAUCUUGCAAUUACUACAUAACCGGCAACUGGCAGGACAAGCCAUUUACAGUCUUGCCUGUGAUUAAGGAUUUAAUGGCUAGUGGAAUCAGUGUUUGGAUCUACAGUGGAGAUACAGAUGGAAGAGUACCAGUGACAACAAGUAGAUACUCCAUAGACAAACUACAAACACCAGUGCAGACAUCGUGGUACCCAUGGAUGUACGAAGAAGAGGUUGGUGGAUACGCAGUGGGAUACCAAAACCUAACAUUUGUAACCAUAAGAGGAGCGGGACACUUUGUCCCGAGUUACCAACCGGCUCGUGCACUUGCAUUCUUCUCUUCAUUCUUGCAAGGAAAGCUUCCUUGA